AUGGCAUCUUCUUCAUCAUCAUCAAUCUCUUCAUACAACUCUCCCUGUGCUGCUUGCAAAUUCUUAAGAAGAAAAUGCAUGCCAGGAUGUGUAUUUGCACCUUAUUUUCCACCUGAAGAACCUCAAAAAUUCGCAAACGUCCACAAAAUCUUCGGAGCCAGCAAUGUAACCAAACUUCUCAAUGAGAUCCUCCCUCACCAAAGAGAAGACGCCGUCAAUUCCCUCGCCUACGAAGCCGAGGCUCGGGUUCGCGACCCUGUCUUCGGGUGCGUAACCGCCAUUUCAUUCCUUCAAAGACAAGUCGAGAGGCUUCAAAAGGAACUCGACGCCGCAAACGCAGAUCUAGUAAGGUUUGCGGCGAACGAGUAUCAAAUCAACUCAAUUCAUCCACAACAUCCGAUGAUCCCUAGACAACCACAAUUCAUGGGAAGUGCUUAUAAUAAUAGAGGUUAUGAAUUUUAUCAAAUGCCUUCUUUUCCAUGGAAUGGAAAUGUUAAUAACCCAUUUGGAAGUGGUGGAAAUGGAUAUUGA
Messenger RNA from Impatiens glandulifera, 531 nucleotides. RefSeq names its product protein LATERAL ORGAN BOUNDARIES. The transcript has a single exon. The coding region runs from base 1 to 531 and encodes 176 amino acids. Lineage: Eukaryota; Viridiplantae; Streptophyta; Magnoliopsida; Ericales; Balsaminaceae. The record is from RefSeq and is a predicted model, not a curated record.